Molecule: messenger RNA, 204 nt
Organism: Ilex paraguariensis (yerba mate)
Lineage: Eukaryota; Viridiplantae; Streptophyta; Magnoliopsida; Aquifoliales; Aquifoliaceae
Source: the annotation of a GenBank genome assembly
AUGGCCGCGGUUGGUGGCACAGUCCUAGUGGAGUUCAAGCAGUACACUCCUGGCUCACGAUGGAGGCGGACGAUGAUAAAUAGGAAGGACCAUCAAGAAGCAGGCAAUGAAGCAUAUGGCUAUUAUGGAGGAAUCAGAAAGCUUUACACCGAAGUAGAGAUCUCAAUUUGGAAGCAGUUCUGGCCAAUGCAGUUCUUGAAAUAG